Molecule: messenger RNA, 1315 nt
Organism: Arabidopsis thaliana (thale cress)
Lineage: Eukaryota; Viridiplantae; Streptophyta; Magnoliopsida; Brassicales; Brassicaceae
Gene: PSB27
Product: photosystem II family protein
Exons: 1
Coding region: 437-961 (174 amino acids)
Biological process (GO): photosystem II assembly; photosystem II repair
Cellular component (GO): thylakoid; cytoplasm; chloroplast thylakoid membrane
Source: RefSeq, marked reviewed
UUAAAAAAAAAAAUCUUAAUUUUGUGAAAUCCAAAGGGAUCAUCAUAAUCAUCAUCCCAUGUGUCUGACAGCAAGAGAAGAAUGUCACGUGUUUGUGGGUCAAUUUAACCAAAUGCUAUAUCUUCCAAUUGCAGCAUUAUCAAAAAUUACUAAACUAAAAAGGCCACGCACAAUGACUCAUCAUCGCGUGGGCUUUGACAUAUGGGCCUUAUCUUAAUCGGGCUUUACAAUUAAACCAAACAGAUAUAAAAACAAGCAAAUCCUGACCUGGCAGUGGAUCUUCAUGUGUCAUCCUCAAAAACCAUAGAAUCUAAGAUAAGAAGAUAAGGGACACGUGUCAAAAAUCCAACACACAGAAACACAUUUUCCCCGAUUUACUAACGCACAACAAAACUCUUUCAUUCUCUUCUUACACCUUUUCUCCAGAGUUCCGACAAUGGCUUCAGCAUCAGCGACAGCUACUCUUCUCAAACCCAAUCUUCCGCCGCAUAAACCGACCAUCAUCGCCUCCUCCGUAUCUCCGCCUCUUCCUCCUCCACGUCGCAACCACCUCCUCCGCCGCGAUUUCCUCUCCCUGGCGGCAACAUCCACGCUUCUAACACAAUCGAUUCAGUUUCUAGCUCCGGCGCCGGUCUCCGCCGCUGAAGAUGAAGAGUAUAUCAAAGAUACGUCGGCAGUGAUCAGUAAAGUAAGGAGUACGCUUUCGAUGCAGAAGACAGAUCCGAAUGUGGCUGAUGCGGUGGCGGAGCUGAGAGAAGCGUCGAAUUCUUGGGUUGCCAAGUACCGGAAAGAGAAAGCUCUUCUCGGAAAAGCUUCUUUCCGGGAUAUAUACUCGGCGUUGAAUGCUGUUUCAGGUCAUUAUGUGAGUUUUGGUCCGACGGCUCCGAUUCCGGCGAAGAGGAAGGCGAGGAUUCUUGAAGAGAUGGAAACUGCUGAGAAAGCUCUCACAAGAGGAAGAUGAAAAAACUGCAGUCAGGCCUUCUUCUCCAUUUUCUUGUUGAUGAAAAUUUUAUUUUCCUAAAAAUGCCAAUCGAAUUAUAUGAGAAGAGAAACUUGAAUUGGCUCGCCUGCUUUUUUUUUUCAUUCCUGUAAAAUACUUAAUGUUCUGCAUGAUAAUUGCUUAAUUAUCAUUAUCAGAGAUACUUAUAUAACUUAUAUCGAAUUCCAUUUUCUCAAUGAUUGGAGCUGCUUCAUAAGUUCGAUUAACUCUCUUCUGUUGUACUAUAUACUUCCCUAGAAAAUUUGUCUACACUUUCUUUAGUUUUUGAUAGAGGAGAAAUGAAUUACACCAUUAUAAAAUCUCCAAAACUCCUAA